AUGGCAAGAAUGGACGAUAGAAUUACAAGCCAUGGGAAUGGGGGAGAAGAAUAUAGUUCAGAAGAUCCCUGCAUCCCAGUGUUGAAUUCCAUUAGAGGAAAGAUAGAUGGAUUGCCUCCUCUAUCUAAUGAUUGUUGCAUCUUUAGAGUUCCCAAGAGACUUCGCGAUAUAAAUGAAAAGGCUUUUACACCUCAGAGUGUUUCCAUCGGUCCAUUUCAUCGUGGCAAAGAACACUUGGAAGCCAUGGAAAAGGAUAAAGUGAGAUACAUGCAGUCAUUCCUUAAUCGUACUAGCACGAGUUUGGAGAGUUUUAUAAGAAAGGUAAAGGAUUGGGAAGGGAGCGUUCGAAGCUGUUAUACAGAAAGCAUUAACCUUAGCAGCAAAGAUUUUGUUGAAAUGAUUCUUUUGGAUAGUUGUUUCAUCGUUGAGGUCAUUUAUAGGAGCUAUUCCAGUUCAAGCAAACAAACCGAUUACUUGGAUAGGAAAGUGUUUACGAAUAAGUUAAUCCAGGACAUGAUUUUAAUUGAAAAUCAGCUUCCCUUCUUUGUUCUCGAGGAUCUGUUCAACCUAUCAUCCAUCAUUCCCAAACAGAAAACCACUUCCUUCAUCAUGCUUUCCAUCAGGUACUUGAAACGUUUUUAUGUUAUCAGCCACAUCGAAGAAUCAUUUCUAAGAAAUGCUGGAGUAAAGAAUUUUGUUAAUUUGCUAAGGUUAUGUCACUUACCAUCAUCUCCAAGGUCACUGCCAUGCAACUAUGUGCCGGUACCCACUGCAACACAGCUUCAGGAGGCAGGAAUGAAGUUUAAGAAGGGCUCAAGCAACUGCAUGCUUGACAUAACACGUGGCAGCAUGGAAUUGUUGGAGAUCCCCCAUUUGACCAUAUGGAGUGGGACAGAAUCUUUACUUCUAAACCUGGUGGCGCUGGAGGAAUAUCAGUAUUUGUUUGAUAGUUACAUAAUUGAUUAUAUUUAUUUCAUGGAUCGCCUUAUUGACUCUGCUAAAGAUGUGGAUUUACUUGUCCAAAAUAAAAUUUUUGAGAACAGAUUAGGCGAUAGCUCUGCAGUGGCAAGUCUCUUUAAUAAGCUCGCCUUGCAAGUGUCUUUGUGUGAUCGUAACUAUUACUACAGUGAUCUAAGUGAUAGCCUAAAUGACUAUUGCAAUAAUUGGUGGCACAGGUCAAAGGCAGUACUAAAACGUGAUUAUUUCUGCUCUCCAUGGAGAUGCGUUUCUACUCUCGCUGCACUUACUCUGCUUGGACUUACAUUGACACAAACCAUAUGUUCCAUAUUAUCCCUUUAG
Molecule: messenger RNA, 1299 nt
Organism: Cornus florida
Lineage: Eukaryota; Viridiplantae; Streptophyta; Magnoliopsida; Cornales; Cornaceae
Product: UPF0481 protein At3g47200-like
Exons: 1
Coding region: 1-1299 (432 amino acids)
Source: RefSeq, a predicted model, not a curated record